Molecule: messenger RNA, 543 nt
Organism: Beta vulgaris subsp. vulgaris (sugar beet)
Lineage: Eukaryota; Viridiplantae; Streptophyta; Magnoliopsida; Caryophyllales; Amaranthaceae
Exons: 1
Coding region: 1-543 (180 amino acids)
Source: RefSeq, a predicted model, not a curated record
AUGACUGGUGAUUAUGUAAGAGUUCAAUGGGAUAAGUUGGUCUGGAAUAGGCUGACUGUUCCAAAACAUAGGUUCUUUAUGUGGCUUAUUAUGCUGGAUAGGCUACAGACCUCAGCAAGGUUGUGUAAAUAUGGAAUCAGUGAGAGGGCCAACUGUCUCAUUUGUGAUAGAGAAGAGGAGAAUCAAGAUCAUCUGAUUAUACAAUGCAAAUACAGCAUGGCAAUCUGGAAGAUGAUCAUGAAAUGGCUGCAAAUCAAUAGUAAUCACUAUACUACUGAUGGAAUGACUAGAUGGUUGCAAAGGUGUAGAGCCAGCAAGUUUAAAAGACAGGUUUAUAUAGCCAUAAUGGCAGCAGGGGUCUAUCAUAUAUGGCUGACUCGAAAUGAGGUAUUAUGGGACAAAAAAGUUGUUUCAGUGGAUGUGCUUGUUAAUAGAAUACAAAGAGUAGUAGUAGAUAGAGUAUACAGUGUAAUUCCUAAGAAGAUUAACAAAAGUGAUAGAGAAUGGUUGAGAAUAAUAACUCAACAUGUAGCUAGAAGAUGA